Molecule: messenger RNA, 649 nt
Organism: Drosophila hydei
Lineage: Eukaryota; Metazoa; Arthropoda; Insecta; Diptera; Drosophilidae
Gene: Rpb7
Product: DNA-directed RNA polymerase II subunit RPB7
Exons: 4
Coding region: 83-604 (173 amino acids)
Biological process (GO): DNA-templated transcription; transcription initiation at RNA polymerase II promoter; positive regulation of translational initiation
Cellular component (GO): RNA polymerase II, core complex; P-body
Molecular function (GO): single-stranded RNA binding; single-stranded DNA binding; translation initiation factor binding
Source: RefSeq, a predicted model, not a curated record
AUGUUUUGUUGCUUGCGUCUUUUUUCGGCAUUCCAGAAUUUCUUUAAUUUAUAACUAAACAAUAAUAAUAAUAAAUAUAAUCAUGUUUUAUCACAUAUCGCUCGAACACGAGAUUCUGCUACAUCCACGUUACUUUGGCCCUCAGUUGUUGGAGACGGUGAAGCAAAAACUCUACUCGGAGGUGGAAGGAACGUGCACGGGCAAAUAUGGCUUCGUGAUAGCAGUCACAACAAUAGACCUUAUCGGCUCCGGUGUGAUACAGCCAGGCCAAGGUUUUGUUGUAUAUCCAGUAAAAUAUAAAGCUAUAGUGUUCCGACCUUUCAAAGGAGAAGUCCUCGAUGCCGUUGUCAAGCAGAUCAACAAAGUAGGAAUGUUUGCCGAAAUCGGACCAUUGUCAUGUUUUAUAUCGCACCAUUCAAUUCCUGCUGACAUGCAAUUCUGUCCAAAUGGAAAUCCGCCCUGCUACAAGUCCAAAGACGAAGAUGUCGUCAUCUCUGGUGAGGAUAAAAUACGUCUCAAGAUUGUGGGCACGCGUGUGGACGCCACUGGCAUUUUUGCUAUAGGAACCCUGAUGGAUGAUUAUUUGGGUCUGGUCUGCAAUUAAGAAGUGAAAAAGUAUACAAUUGCUAUAUAUUUGUAUAUAUAUAUA